CGGCCGCCGCGCCGCACCACUAUUUCCCCCACCCGAAACGCGAGCGACGAGACCUACGCCGGCACGCCAACUAGUUUUCCGUACAAAACCAUUAUUACGCUAAUACGCACGACCGGACGCGACACCAAGUAAUAGUCACAGUCCGCAACCGGCGUCUGUACCGACCAGUUUUCGCGCCGUUCCUACGAGAUUGAAAAAAAUAAAAUAUUAAUCAAUUAAUUUGUUGUAAAAAAAAACCUUUUGGCCAUUUCGAUUUUCUCUUCUAUCCGAACACGGCAAAUAACCCACCCGCCCAACUGUUGUAAAUUUUACAGGCGCCACCGCACCAGACCACCAUAUUAACGAUGUCCGACGAAUGGGGAUACGAAGAAUUUAACGGUAGGUUAUACAUUUAUUACUUUUUAUUUUUCCUCCUUAAAUAUUAGACGGUACAUUAUUAUUAGUAAUUAUUAUUCGUAAUAAGUGUCUCGUUUCAUAAAAAAAAAAAAAAAAAAGCCGCUAUGGCCCCGGAAAGUCGGUAUUGUAACAGUUAAGUAGGUAUGAAUUUUGCGUCGCCCUGAUGCCGUGGCCGGUUGUGCGUAGUGUGUGCCGGCGGCGACGUUAUUAUCAUUAUUAUUGGUAUUGUUAUUAUAUUUCUUUUCUUUUCUUUUUGCCGUCACGAUAAUUUUAUUUAUGUAUUGUUGUUGUUGUUGUUGUUGUUGUUGCGGUUCUGUACCUACCGUCCGACAAACCAGUUUCUUUUUCCCCCUCCUCCUGAUUGUAUCGGUCGUAUCGUAAAUCUAAUAUUAGGCAUAAGGUAUUUUGGCGCGGUCCUGUCGCCGGCAUUAACUCGUUUUGAAAAAAAAAAACAACAACAACGAUACCUAUUAUACCUAUAGUGAUAUCGUUAUUUGGUUUACUGUACGACGGCGACGACAAAAUUAAAACCUGCGAUAUACUAUCUAUUGUAUAUCGCGGGCGUAUUAGCCGGGGUCGGUUUACAUUCGGCGCGUCGAAAUUUCAGAGAAAAAAAAAAAAUUAUCGGUAGGUGGUAAACGUUCUGUCGGAAUACGAACGUAGGUACCGUUUAUCGUAACUUAAAGUGCGUAGAGUUUAACGCCAGGUGAAAAACGCUAGGAGUUUAACGCCAGGUGUAAACGAUAAAUCGAAAUAUCGUCGACCGUUAUUCGCCCGUUUAAAGGCCGCCGUUAAAACGAUUAUAAUAUUACGGAGCGAUAAUAAUAUUGUAGUUGGUUGUAUUUUUGUUUUUUUUUCGGAGCAAGUGAAAGCCAGGAAGCAAAAAUAGAAGAAAGAAAAGUCAAUGGCGUGUUAUUCCUAUGAUAGUACACGGUACCAGCAGCUAUCCCUCUACUUUUACUUUUGGCCGUGUAAUAUUAGGUACGACGAUAGGCGAUAGGUAGGUUAUCCUACCUAGGAUAACGUCGACAAUAAUAAUGUGUUGGCGUUAAAUUUCGAUUAUUGUUAUCGGAAACCGUGGCAGUGGUUAAUCACGGAUAUUAUAAUAAUAUUAUAUUGGUAUAGACGGCCGUGCGCGAAAAUUAAAAUAUCAUAUUUAUCCCCGUUCCGCGAAUCGAUGUUUUGUUCUAAUAGUACAACAUUAUCGUCGUCGGAAGUAUCUCGUUCGAUCGGAUAACAAUAAUAUAGUAAUAUACUCGGGUCGGGUGUCUCGAUUAUAAAUGUCCUUUCACGCAUAUGCGAUCCGAUUUUUAGUGUUCCGAGCCGAGACUUUUUUCAUUCGCAUUUUCAUCAUGACUGAAUUUAGCGCCGAAUAAUUAAUUGUAACGGCACUUUUGCUCGAUGAAGAACAAGAUAAUUAUUGUAAAACAAUUAAAAACCGAAAAAGAACUGCGUGGGUUCAUGAUCUCUGGAAAAAAAGGAAAACUGAAGGUGAAUUCACAAUGUACAUUGGACUUAUUGACGGCGAGUCAAAGUUUUAUGAAUACUUCCGUGUGUUCCAAUACCAGUCGGAACGUGUUCAUACAUAUCUGAUUCGACAUCGGCCCGUUAAAAACCGACCGGCUCGGACGAAAAUUGGUCACUGACAAUAUUUUUUGGUCGGAGAAAGCUCGGAAUGUUCGGAGAGGACUCGGAUCGGACGAGUGUGAAUGCACACGUUGAAAAACAAGAAGUUUAUAUUCCUAAAAAAACGGAUGGCCGGUUGGAUCUGACUCGGAACGGAUACGUGUGAAGUGUGAAAGGACUUUAAACGGCACGCCGGUAUUAUCCCGAACGGUUAGGUUAGGUUAGGUGGCUCCUCGGUUUUUUUUUUCCUAUACGUGAAUCCGAAUUUUGCCGUUCUAGCGUUUCUUUUCGUUCCGGAUUUCAUCUCUCCAAAUACUGCCGGUCCGUGUGGGGCCCGUAAUGCUGCUAUACGUCCCACAAAACGGGCGCCUACGUAGGCAAUUACGUUGCAUACCCAUAGCUAAAUAAUUAUUGUAGGGCGUGGUGUUUAUUUGAUAUCUGUUGGAUAGUGCUAUCCAUCAGAAACGAUAAACACCGAGACAAAAAUAUCCUAUACUGAAAUAUACGUUCAGAGUAUUUUUUUUUCACAUUAUUAUAAUAAAUGAAUUAUACGCGUGACUAAAUUGUUCAAAUAUUCGGUAUAUUUUAAUAUUGUAUACACGAAAUAUGUCUUAAAAUAUACAUAUAUAACACGUUUCCAGUAGGUUUACCUCCCUCCCCUCCGGUAUAAAUAUUCUAAAUGUCACAAUCGCGUACCUAAUAUUUUGCAAUGAUUAAAUUGAUUCAGGGUACUCGUGAGAACAAAGUACCCCAUUUUAUUUUCACGGCAGAACUCUUUUUGAAGUGCGCCAUCUAAAUCGUCAACGUCAAUUUUAGCGAUUUUAUGAACAAAGGCCAAAUAGCUCGGUAAAUUUAUGUCUUCCUGUCCUUAAUUUUGUUCAAUACACGCGUUUUCAUGGACCGUUUUUUCGUUUUAAAAUCCUGUACAGAUAGGUACAACAUAAUAUUAUGUUAUAAUAUUUCAUUUACUUGUUCUCCUCGUCGAAUAUCGGUAGAACGAAACGCGUCAAACAAUAAUUUGUUUAUGGUAUCUCAUUUCAAUGUUUAUCAUAACAUCAUUCAUGUCAUAUCAUAUAUAUACUUUUUGAAAUAUAACAAUAAAAAUAUGUAUUAUAGAAUUCGCAAUUUACAAAAAAAAAAAAAAAAACAAACAAUAUUGACUACGCUAUACACUAAAAACCGCUGACAUUUGCAUGGCAUAUAUUAUAUUCUCGGGUAAAAAUUUUUCACGAAUUUAUAACACGUUUAUAUUUAUUAAAUCUAACCGGUUUUUUUUCUAUAUAUGUGUAAUAUAUAUAUUGUAUAUUGUUCAAUUUUUUGCUCUUUCACGAGCAUGCCAAACUCUGUGGGGGUAUUCAACUUUUUGCCGCUUUCUGGUUAAUUUUUUUCACCGUUUCCACCGUUCGUAGUUUCAAUGAAAAAAUAAAAUAAAACUAUAUAGGUAUUCUAAUCUUUAAAAAUUAUUUUGUUUUUUCUUUAUACAAGUUUUCAACAUUUUCAAUAAAAUGUUUACAAGCCGAAAUUACCAAAAAUUACCGCCUUAAGUUUUCCAGCCCACUUAGCCUGACGUUAAUCUUCCAUUAGCUAAAAACCACUUGUGUGAAAAUCACAGACAUUAUAUUUUGCAAUUUUUGCUGUAUUUUGCUAUUUCAUAAAAUAUUAAAAUAUUGGUUAAAGUCCAAUAUUAUUUUUAUUUGCUAUUACUUAUGUUAUUCAAAGUUAAUGUACCUUUACUUGGUGAUAAUACAAAUUUAAUCCUAAUCAACUGUUCGGUUUUUACGUGAGAAUUACACUGCGUAAUAAAUUUGAUGGGUACCUAUAGAAUUUUAAGUCACUAUAUAUAUAUAUAAACUAAAACAAAUUGACAUUUUAUAAUUUUAUUUCAAUUUGGUGUUUGAUGUAUAAACUGUAGUUUAAGGCUUGAAUAUUUUUUUGAAAUUGUAUGCUGAAAAAACUUUUCGAUAUGAUUGCAACUUUUUAUCGGGGUUACAACUAUUACAAAGCUGUAUAAGCAGCUCUCUGGUUGUCGGUAAAUAAAUAAUUAUUUAGGUGUUGCUAUUUUUUUUAAUAAAAAUUAAUUAUAAUCUUCACCAUUAUUCUCGUUACCUAUGUAUAGUGAUUAAUCACAAUGUCGUAGGUAUUGCACAGAUUGAUCAGAGUUUGCUUAGUUAAAAAGAAAAAAAUUUCACCGUCAACGCUGCUUUGUUUCCAUUUUUAAUGCGCAUUGUAUUGCACCAAAGAACAAUUAAAGGAUAAAACAAGAUUUACUAAACUUUUUUAAAUAUUUGAACAAAAAUUGCUAUUUUACUCUUUAAUAAUUUUCAUAUUUGUUUGUAAAUCUCUAUUGAGGUACAUACUUACGAUUUUCUGUCAUGAUAUUUGUCUAAUAAAAUGUUUUAAAAAAAAAAUAUGAAAUAUUAAUUGAAUUUAUAAAAAGGUUUUUCUUUUUUUUAAUUUGACCAUUUAUUAUUUUAUUAGUCUAGACGGCUUUUUUUAUCUGUUAAUUGGCUGAAGUUUGUAAGUCUGUGGCUGUGUAGUGUAUACCUAUACCUAAUACUCUAUAGUGAACAAUCGAAAAGUGGAAACGAUUUUCAUAUUUUAUUAUUGCUGUUUACUAGCUUUUUAGAGUUUAAUAACUCAUUAUUUACUAACACCAUAAACAAAUAAUAAUUAUUAUUUAAACAGUUUUAGUUUUACAAAUAAAUUAAUACAAUUUUGAUUUACCCUAUAAUCUUAUCUCUCGACUGUCGGAAACGGUCGUGUGCAGAUGACUUCCACGAGUUUGCGUUAGUGUUACAAUUUUAACAUAUCCUUUAAUAUAUGUACAUAAAUAAGAAAAUGUUACCGUUUUAUUUGGUAUAAUAACUGAUUUAGGCCAUAUUACGUGUGUAAACUGCUGUAAACUAUUUUUAUUUGUUUCAAAACUUAACCCACACGAAUAAUUUCUGGUGCAGUGAUUGGGAUACACUUACUUCUUCUUGGGUGAUAAGAUAUAUAAAUAAAAUUGCCAAAAAAUCUAAAAAUGCCAAUUUCAAAACUUAAAAAUCUCGUCCGAACUCCAAACCUGAUAUUGUUUCAAGGAAAUAAGUAAAGAGUUGGUACGCUCUUAGAAUAAACCUAAAACAUAUCAAGUAUAUUAUGGUCUACGGUCGUCAAUUGGUCAAUAUAUGAGCAUUAAAUUUGAACUGAUACUAAAUUCACAUUUGAGUUUCGAUAGCUUGAUUUCUUUAUCAAUAUUUAAAUUUGUAAUAUUUUAAUACUAAAUAGUAAAUACUAUUGUGUACCUAUUUGAUUGUAAAAUUGCUCGAUUCGCGAGCCGAAGUCUGAUCGAAAACAAAUCCCGAUUUAUUAUGUGGAAUCACGUCAUGUUGGGUAGGUUCGAAUUUAAAACGAGUUCUUAUCAUUUUCGGAUCACUGGAAGUUAUUCCGUAUCAGUUGAGUUUGGUGAGCGCCACUGCGAAUCGCUCGUAUUUCGUGUCGUAAUUUGACAAAUUUUGUAAGUAAAAGAACUGAUUAUAUUAAUGGCAAUUUGAUUGUAAAAUAAAUACCGUCGUGUAUGAAGGUGUUUCACCUUCCGCGUUGUAGCUCGGUAAUAACAAUUAUUGUAAUAAAAGUAUGUAAUAAUAUAAAUGCACAUGAAAUAUUCAACGACCGUUUUUAUCAUUUCCAUAGUGUCCCCGUGUGCUAUAUAUAACGCUAUAAUGUACCCAACUAUAAUUAAGUUAAUUAAUCAUAUAAAGUAAUAUCGCGUCUUCGAAAUUAUACGCACUACUACCUAUACAUAUUAUAGUUAAACAUAAUUAUUUACUAUUUAUUAAACAAUUAAACGUCCCACUGCAGGUGUACUGUUACGAUAUGAUUAACUAAAAUAUUUUUGAAAUUAAUACCUACGUACCUUAGGUACUUACUCUAUAGUUCGUAGUAUUUUUCAAUACGUACCUUUCGUGAAAAUUACGUAUUAAGGCGCGAGUGAUAAAGUGUAUUUUUAAAAUAUUACUAUAAUAAAUAACGAUUGACUAAAAAAUUGUGUACGAUUAAUAAAUCCCCCUCCCAAAAAAAAAGUUGAUAAAUAUUUGCGUAUUUUCGAUAUUAGGUAAAAUAUAUACCUCGUCCACACAGCAAAAUAUGUCAUUUCUCGAAUAAUAUAAUAAUACUAACUAGUUAGUCAUUACUAAUAAUUGCAGAAAUAAUUGCCUUUUUUUUUAAAUAUUUACAUUAUAGUCACAUUUUAAUGUUCUCAAAAAUAAAAAUAAUCUAUGAUUGGUACAAAUCGAUUUUAAAUUGCCGUUGCUCUCUUGAUACAUUAUCGGUCAUUUCGAAUACAUGUGUUUACAAAUAAUAAUUAUAAUUAAUUAGGUUCGAUUAAAAAAAAUUACUUUUCACUCAGCUGCAUAUUGUUGUUUAUAAUAUUUUUCCAUUAUUAACUUCUAUACCUACUUUUACGUCUCAAGUUUAGCGAACACUUUUUCAGCUAGUACAAAUGUUCUGAUUUGCAUAUGCUCUACCUCAAUUUUCCGACCAGUGUCACUUUAUUUAAACGAUUCUUCUAGAAUCCCAAUCGAUUUCCUAAAACAGUUAAAAACAAAUAACUAUACAAAAGGUUUUUUUUUGCUGAUAUCUGGGUUUCCCUGGUUACCUUUGCUAAAAUGGGAAAACUACAAAAUCCGCUUAGAAUUGUUUUUUUUUCAUUACAAUAAUUUUUUGUUGCUUUUGGCAUUUAUACUAAAUUGCUCUGAAUCCAAUAUUUUAUCACCUAUAAGACUAGCCAUACAAUGCUCAAAUUGGAAAAUAAAAGUAUACUAUGAGACUUAAACAAAAUUAGCGUCCCUUACAAUAAUUAAACUCAACCUAACCAGUUUCAUUUUUCAAACAUCAUUCAAUAAUAAUUAAUAAUUCACUAAAAUAAAUAACCAACAAUAUUCCUGGCUAAGUUUUCACUUACAUAUUUAUUUAGGUAUAUCUGCCUAUUAUUUAUAAAUGUGAAAUUGAGUUUUGAGGGGAAUAGCUUAUAUUGAAAAUUUGGAUACGGUUUUCACUAAUCUACAACUAUUGGGGAAGGAAAAUUAUAUUCAGAUAUUUUAAUUUUCAAAUUAUAGGACUAACUUCUAAUGUAAAGUUUCAAUAGUUUUUAGGGAUUGAAUUCCGGGUUAAAAAGUAGACUUCCCGGAGAAUUGUAAUUCAUAACAUUGGAAACCGCAAGUAUAUCAGUUUAGUGGUUUCUCGAGAUUAGUUUUUAUCAUCAAAAACCAAUUUCGUAUUAAAUAAUAGAUAUUCUAGAUUCGGAACGUAGCGAGGAAUCUAUUGGUUUUACUACGUGCAUUUUUUUGUUUGUGUGUCCAAACAACUUUUCUACCAGAAAUCUUGCUACGUCCCUCUGGGUGCGAAAUAUGUCCGCCGUUUACAUGUUCAUUUUGUUAUUGUAAAUUAACUAGUUUAUAUAUUUGUAUUCGUCUUCAACGUGAACAUUUUAUUGGCGUGUAUAUUGGCUAAAAUAGAUUUUUUUUUUUAAUAAGUUGAUUCAAAACUGAUUACUGCAAAUCAAUAUAGAUAAACAUAAUGUACCCACUAGUGAAAUUACGAGUAUAUUAUAUGAUGUCAUAAAAUAAUCGCCACGAUAAUUUAUAAUUUAUCACUGUAUAGUGUAUACUAUAUAGGCGAGGGAAACAUUUAAUAUAGUAUUGUAUUGCAAUUAUUGAUGUUGCAUUAAAUUGAGUAAUCAUCUUCUUGUAACAAAUAUGACCUUGAAGUACUGUCAAAUAAACGGGAUAUAUGUUUUAAUUAAAUUAAUUAAGUUAAUUUAUAUUAAUUUAUAUAUUAUUAUUACGUGUAUAUUGUUCGCUCUUGUGUUUAGGAUUGAUAAAAAAAAUAAAAAACUCUUUAUGUCAUUUAAAAAACAAAAUAUUGGAACUAUUAUUAAGAUUUAAAUUUUUGGUUCUAGGGAAGAAAAGUUUAAAUACAUUUUUGGAAUUUUUUUUUUAAUAAUUGUGUUUUUGUUCCCUUUAAUUGUUGAUGUAGAUUAGGUACAUACGUGUAUAGCAUAUGUAUAUUCUAACAAAUGUUAUACUGUAAAUUAAAAUAUCCUAAACCACUAUAAUGUACAUUUUAUUAGCAAAAAAGUUAUGAGCCAUACGAAUUAAGCCAUUUAGAACGCCUACAUUUAGGUUAAAUCGUUUAGUAUUUUGUUGAUUUUAUAAAUUUAAUUUGCUUUUAUUGAAAACAUGACAAAAUUGACUUGGGACCACAAAUAUUACUUGAGGAAAAUUAAAUUUUAUUUUGGUUUGGAUUAAAAUGAAUGCGAAUUAUGCGUUUUUAAGUUGAGCAAAAUGUACAGUAAAGCUCUAACAGGGAUAUUAUAUUUAUAUAUUAUAAAAUAUCGUUACUUCUACUGUAGAAAAUCAUUAAUCCUUUUUAUCUUCUAAUAUCGCCGAACUAAAAGUUUAUUAUUUUAACUUAAAUGUAGAUCUGAAAGAUUUAUAAUGUAUUAUAUACCGCCGAGAGAAAUAAAUUCAUUUUAUUCUAUUUUCAGUUUCCAUUUAGAAUUUACGACUGCAGUAAAUAUAUUUUUAAAAUACAAUGCACGAUUCGAUACACGUCAUUAAUGGAUUGUAAUAAUUCAAUAGCAAAAUUUUAAAUGUUGAGGUUUUUCUAGACUUGGUGGAGUUCUCUACAAAUUAUAUCGAAGUGUUGUUUUAUGUUCUAAUGAACAAUCUUUUUUUUUCAAAUAUUAAUAAACUAUGAAAAAUUGUAAGUAUAUACGUCCUGAACUUAGAAGUUAGAUAUUGUUCCUUUUAGCUUAGACAUACUUAUAUAUAGAUAUAUCAUCUGGAUAACUUAAAGUCUGUAAAGAUUUUCCGUAGAUAACUUGAUUUUUCAAUAUAAAUAUGAGAAAAAUACGUUACCUAUUUAUUUUGCAUAUAUAUUAUAUCAUAAAACAUUUAAUUAUUGACGAUCACCUCCUUGAGAAAAUUGAAAUUUAUAUUUCCUCUAUAAUAGUUAAAAUCACGAUGUAUAGUCAGCAACUUUUAUUUAAACGUUUUAUUCUCGUGGCACCGAACACAAUAUAUAUUAUACCUAAUAUGAUAACUUUAAAAGAUAAUAUUGUUUUUUGAUCAGGUUACUGGGUGUAUGUAUGCUUAUAAUUAUUUAGAUAGUGAUCUGUCGAAGCGAUUAUUUUGUUUUGUUUUUUUCUUGACAUUGUUUAUCAGAAUCCGUUUCACCCAAGGUUGUGGUGAUAUAUAGACCGCUAAAACGAUAAUAUAAAAUUAUGUUUACAGGUUAUGGUUUGCCCGUCUUGUGUGGUUUAAUUUGAUUCCCACAAAUAAGCACGUACUUAGUCAGCAGAGGUGGAUUUAAUUUUUUUUAAAUUAUUUACGAUGGUUAUACAUCUUUAUAGACACUAAAAAAUAUUCACUGUCCCUCUUGUUAUUCGGUUAUUAUGGUGAAAACACGAAUUUACAUUUUUAAUGAGAUUUUAAACUGGGCUUUAAACGUAAAUGAUUCAUGUUUGAUUUAGUACCUAUUAAGUAAUAUAAUUCUUUAUAAUUUGCAUCCGAUGAAGUAUAACAUUUCUAAAUUUUUGAUAAACACGUCAAGCAAUCGGGUCCUUGGUCGUCCCAAGGCUCGACUUGUUUUAUUUAUUUUGUUGACUAGUAUAUUUUUAAUUAGCCAAUCAUCUACUCUCUGCGUAUGCUCAAUAACCAUUCUAACGGUUUGAUCCCAAUAAAAUCGAAUAUAUCUUACCUAGUAUAUACUAUAUAUUAUAUAUGGUGUAUUUAUAUUAUCCUCGUUGCUUCUUCUUUCAUAUUAUUUUUUUUGGUACCAACAUUCGGUGUAAGUUGAAUGAAUUGAUAAGUAACACAACAAAAUAGGUAUGAAUAAAAUAUGAAAAACGUAAUUUUUAUUUUAAUUAACUUUAAUUGAAAAUUAUUUUCUUGUUAUAUAACUUUGCCACCUACGAUAAUAUUUAAAACAAAUAUGCGAACGCGAUCAUCCUUUUCACAAUGUUUUACAAUCCGAGUUCUACACCCAAAAAGCCCCCACGUAUAAUAUAUACUCGUAUGCGAUUGAUAUACGGGAUAGGUCAUAAAACAUCUAGAGGUAUACCUAACAUAUUAAAUAUGCUGAAUGUUAUUAUUUACAUUUUCCUCUAAUAAACUCAUAGGGCCUUGACGUCAUCGCUUGCGAAAAUACAGUGUUGUCAAAAACACCGCGGUGACGUGUGUUUAUUAUACCCAUUUUCGUAUAAGCGAAAAAUCAAACGAUUUCAAUUGAUAAAUUUAUUUUUUAAAGUAGGUAGUAAGUAUUCGUUCAACUUCCGUAUAUGAGUUUCUCGUUGCAAAUAACAUUUAUGUAAAAAAAAGAGAAAAAAAACAACUAUGAGCAGCAUAUGUCCCUGUUACAAUAUAUAUAUUUUUAUAAUUAAUCUAAAAUAGCUAUAGUUGCCAGAGUUCUAUUACAUUUUAGUCUAUAGGAGUAUUUUGUAAAAAUAAGACAUUUGAGCAUACGAAUGGUCUUUUGAAAGUUGAAACCAGCUCAAAAUUGCGAUUUAUUUUCGGGAAAAAUUCUAUAAAAACACAUUAUUUCAUAAUACAUUCAUUACUAUACAUUACAUAUAUUCAUUUCAUGUAUUAAUCUAAGAAUACAACGAAAAAAACUGAUGAUUUGAUAAAAGCAGAGAAGUCAAUGAGUCUGGAAGUAAACCAGGGCAAAACGAAAUAUUUGGUUAUGACUAGGGGAACAAGAGAUAACUCGGAUCUGGUAGUAGAAAACUAUACCUUUCAACCAGUGGACACUUUCAAAUAUAUUGGGGUGAACAUAAACCAUCACAAUAAUAUGCAUAAUGAAAUUAAACUGAGGAUAUCUGUUGCUAAUAAGGGUAGUCACUAUGCUUGGAAAAUUGGUUAAGUUAAAACUUCUCUCUAGACGAUCAAAGGAACGCCUGUAAUCAAGUUUCCUACGACCAGUUUUAACAUACGCAUGUGAAACAUGGUCGACUACUUAAGGAGAUGAGUAAAAAAUGGCUUGUUUUGAAAGAAGAAUGUUUAGAAGGAUAUAUGGACCUAUUUUAGAAAAUGAAGUAUACAGAAGAAGAACUAAUGGAGAAUUGCAACAAAUUUACCAAGAACCCGGUAUCAAUGCGUACCUCAUAGGUAAAUAAAUCAAGUGGGCAGUUCAUGUAUGGAGUUGAAACGGUAUUUUAAAGAAAGUUCUGGAAGGAAAGAUCAGUGGGAAAAGACCUAGGGGUCGCUCUAGACAGCGCUUGGCAGAUAGGGUCAACGAUGAUCUAAACAAGUGCACAUAAGGAGUAACAAUAGUAGACAGCAUGGAUAAAGAUAGAUGAAGAAAUAUAGUAGAGGCAGCGAAAGUCCUUCAAGGACCGUAAAAGCUCAAGAAGAAGAAAAAUAUUUUAAUCUGAAUUAGAAAUUAAUACAUAAUACAAGGUACUUAAUAUCAUACUAUAUUACAUCUUUAUUGCAUUACUAUUCGACAUGCAUGCCAUUUUUAUUGGAAAUAUUCGUUUUCUAGGAACAAUUUUCUACACAGGUGCAAUAUAAUAUUAUAAGAAAAGAAAUAAAAAUUCGUAUGAAAUUAUUAUUAUGUUUUUUUUUUUCAGAAUUUCUGCGCGACUGGCAAAACGCAGUCUUUUAUAACAGUAUAUCUUUUACAUUGCAGUUAGAUAUCUUAACGAUUUUAUAAAACUAUAUUCGAUCUCCUAUCUCUAUAACAUUGUUGCUGUUUAUUAGUCGUGUAAUCUAAUUCCAUUUACUUUCCAAUUACUUUAUAGUAAGUAUAAGAAUUUGCUCGAAUUUAAAAUCAAUUCAUAGACGUAAUAUGAUAUUGUACCUUCUAUCGACUUUGUAUAAUAUUUUGUUACGAAAAAAAAAAUAAACACAGGUGUGUGAAUACAAUACAAUUGCACGCCAAUUAUAAUUUAAAAAUCUCAUCAUGUACGAUUUAAUUGGCAUAAAUUCUGUUAUUAUUCUGUUUUAACGAUGACUUCUUUCGAGACCUUUAUAAUCUCUAUUGAAGUUGUGUAAUAAUUCUCUUUAAUAAACCACAGGCAUAGAGUACACACUCUAUAUACUUAAUUCAAACGAAACGAGUUAAAAAAAAAAAAAGCUGUCAGCAGUAGAUAUUCUUUUUUUUUUUGUAUUUAUUUGCCCUGAAAACCGGUAAAGUGAAUAUUUAUUGAAUGUCUAAAAAGCAAAUAUUGCAUGUGUGCGAUUACUCAUAUCCCUUAAAUUCUAUAAGUACCUAUAUGUUUUUAUUUUAAAAUAUUCAAUAGUAAAAAAUGUUGACAUUGAACGGCGUAGGUAUAUGUUUAAUCAGUUCUUAAGUAUAAAUAACAUGUACUGUUAUGCCAGAAACGGUCUUAUAAUGGAAUAGUUUUAAUAAAAGAUUAUAAUUUAUAUAUAUAUAUAUAAAAAAAAAAAAAAAUGAUGUUGGUGAAUUUGUAUUAUUUACCCUUAGAUAAAAAAACGUCUCGAGUUAACAAUAAUUAAAUAAAAUACCUACACAAUGUGGGUACAAAUUCCAAUUUAAUUUUAUCAAGAUGUUUACUAUGUAUUUUUUGUUAUCACAAAUAGGAUUUAUUAAUAAUAUUAUAAACAUUUUAUGGAGAGAGUUGAUUUUUAGUGUGUACAUGUAAUUUGUUUUUUGUUGAAUAAAGUUAUUGUAACAUAAACAGUAUAAUAAAAUAAGUCAUUUUUAUAUUAUCGUUCACUCGACUCGUUUCAACAAAUUAGCGGUGUAAUUUUUUAAAUUUAUCACGCUAUUCGUGUGUUUAUAUAGUUAUUGAAAAGUGCUCUUCAUACAUUAUGAAAUUCUAGAAUUAUUUAUCUAAAAAACAAUUUAUAGGGUUUUCAGAAUUUCACGUUACAGUCAAAUUUCCCGUAAAAAAACUUAUUUAUUACAUUUUGGUGUUGACAUUUUUAAUUUUCAUCAACCCGUUGACAAGAUAUUCCACUUUAAGUUUGGGUAGGGGUAAGAGAACAGUGGAGCACUAUACAAUCACCGCGCUAAUGAUGCUAAAAAAAACUUGUUUAGAUUGAUAUUAUAGUACUAUAAAAAUAUUUUCAUUGCUGCGAAUAUAAUAUAAUACAAUUGAACAUCAUCAGUAUAAGUCGUCGUAACGAAAAAUGUGUAUUGUGUUUCGUUGUUUAAUAGUAGGUUGGUAGUAAAAAAAAUAAACACAAAAUAUUUGACUUUUCAUUUAAAAUAUUAUUAUAUAGUAUUUUAUUCGCUGUCUCAAGGACUAAGAAAUCAAUCAAGCGAUAAAACUAUAAUAAUAAUGUCAUUUUUUUUCUCUGAAUGAAAUCUUCUUUAUAGCCACUAGAAUCAGGGUCAGUUUAUACCAGAUAAUAACAAUAAUAUAACGUCAACACCUCAGGAGUAGGUUUAAUUUAAUAUUCCCUCACACGUUAUUAUUAUUAUAGUUACAUUUUUUUUGUUUGUCUUUUUCUUUGAUAUGAAUUAUGAAUACACGUUCGAUGAAUAAGCAGCGCAUACGCGUCGAAACUGUAGAACUUCAAAAGAAAACGAGUGUAACUGUUUUGCUAUAUCUAUAUUUUUUUAAAGUAACUAAUUUCGCGUUUUGUGUGUUUGUUUGAAAAGUAAUUGAUAAUAUAUCUACUUAUAAUCUAUGUAUAAUACUAACAAUAUUUAUUUUAGCAACAACAAUACUUACGUAAAGAAAUAACAUCAUAAUCAUAGAAAAAUUGCAAGCUCAACCAAUAAUCAUAGAAUUGCAUGUAACGGUUGAAAUGUAUAUAUAUAUAUUUUAUUAAUCGCAAUCAAACGAUGUUUGGCUUUUAAUCGAAAAAUGUAAUAUUUUUAUCUCUAUCGUCUUCCCGUUUUAUAAAAUAAAUAUUAUGUAUCAAUAUUGAAAUCGCAAAAUUUUCGUUUUGUCUAUACAGGGCGAUCAAUCCUCACUAUUCACUUUUGAUUUUUGAAAAUUCUUUAAACAGAUGCAGUUUUGUCUUAAAACAUUUUGACGUUACAUUUUCAAUUUCUGUCUACUCGUUGACGAGAUAUUUUACUUUUAAGAUUGGGUUAGGUGAGAGUAGUAGAAUACUAUUUAAACGCCGCGUGCCACACUGCCACACAAAGAGAUGUUUUAAAGUGGACUAUCUCAUUAACGAGUUGAUGGACAUUAAUUAAAGGUGACAAAAUAUAAUGGUAUUGUAACACGUUAGAGCUACUUAAAAAAAAAAAGAAACCUCGAACAAAAUUAAUACUUAAUGCGAUUUUCGGUGUCUUAUCGAGAUUUGAUCAUUCUGUAUAGGAAGAAUUAGUAAAUGAUGCAGUACAUAGACUGCUAUGUAGGUUUGAAAAUGUAAACCAAGACGUGAAAUGUUUAUCUUUGAUUAUUGAAAAGUUGUUGUUGAUAUCGUUGAAUUAUUCACCCGGAAUAACUUGUUAUUCUGCAUAUAAGCAAACCUGAUUAAUAAAACUAUUAUAUACGCGCACAGGUAUAGUUUCAUGUUGGUACACCCGUCUCAAAAUAUAAUAUUCUAUUAAGUACCUGCCUAUGUGUUAUAUUAUUAUUCCGUUUAAAUAAACAUUCGCUUCUGAAUUUUAAACAGUAACUAUAUGAUAAUGAUGAUUAUGAUGGUUAUAUAUUGCUAUGUUUUUCUCUUCGACUAUAUUAUAUUAUACUUACAUUUAAUUUCUCUUCGUUGCAGCAGUGCUAAAUGUGCAGAUAAUAUAUUAGGCACAUCGCUAGCUAAUAAUAAUACUGUUAUUGUAGAUGUUGUUUCAAAGUGAUGUACUUUAUGUAACAUAGUAUGUGCUAUUCCAAUAGUUUAUUUUAUUUUUUUUGUAUCGAUAUGAACGAAUUUAAUUGUAAAAUAAAAAAAAAACUGUAUAAUCCUAUUCGUCCAGUAGAUAUAUAAUGCAGAGAAAACCUAUUCGAAGAACUAACCUACUUUAAUAAAUGUAUAUACAUACACCUAGGCAGUAUUUAAUCGGGUCGUCUUUGUGAAAAAAAAAAAUAGAAGCUAUAAAACUGACUGGUUUAAUAUACGGUGUGUUUCACUCAAAUGGUGAAAUGAAGUAUUUCAGCUACUCGGACUCUGAUUAAAAUGGGUUUUUUGUUGGAAAAUUGAUAGUACCAAAAUUCACAUAUAGACAUUUUCCAAAAUUUAAAAAUGAAAUGAAACUUGCAGCUAUUUAUUAAAACAUAUGUUUUUUCUCGAUUUCUCCUAAAAAAAUUUAAACUUAUAUCUUUAAAUAUGAAGAAAUUUAACUAUGGUUUUAUGAAGGGAAAAAAUGUAUUAGUAAAGAUAUUCAUAAAAUUAAACAUACAUAUCAUUAUAAUGCUUUAAAAUCGUUAAAAAAUUUAGAAAAAUUAUAUUUUUCUAACAACAUUAGAUGGUUGUAUUUCAAAUAAUUUUCGAGAUAGAAAAACAAUUAUAUUGAUCGAAGUCUCUUGAAAACACUGUAUAGACACUAUACAGGUAUUAUAUUAUAAUUACAUUAUGGUAUGUAGUUAAUAUAUUAGUGUAGUACAUCUACAUAUUAUGAUCAUUACAUUACAAUUUUAUUUUAAAUUUAAGUACCUAUAUACCUACUUAAUUACAAUUACAAUUGUUUGACAUUUAAACAUUUAAUUGUGUUCAAAAUUAUAACUAUAAUUGUUAUGUAAUGCACUAAUACGCUUAUUGCAUUUAUAUGACUCAUAACAGAUAGUAAUUUUUUUUUUAAAAACAAAAAAAAAAAAUUAAAUAAAUAACGAUAAUUAUUAUGCUUGUAAAUUAUGUUGUUGUAUACAUUUGGUAAAUACGAAAUUAAUUAUAAAUUUAUUACAAACUAUUUUGAAAUUCAAUUGUAUUAGCAAACGAGGUUCGUAUUAUUGUAUAUUUUUUUUUCUCGUUUACACAAGUGGUUUUUGACUUUUUCAGGUAUUAGGUUUUUAAUAAAAUAAUAAAGUAAAAACAAAAUUAUUAAAAUGCUUAAUAUUCGUAAAUAAAUAAAGUAAAUAAAUGUAUAAAAAAAAAAUAAAUCAAUCAUUGCGUCGCCUGGAGUAUUAUGAUAAGUGUAUUAUGCGACCGGUAUCGAAUUAAAAAUCAUCAGGUAUAUUACAGUCGAAAUGUAAAACGCGACUGAAAAUAAAAUUGAAAAAAAAAGAGCUGAUACUGAGAAUGGGAGCGGCCAUUGUUGUAGGUGAGAAGUUGGGAAGGUAGGAUACAUAAGGUUAUUUCAUUUAUAUCUGUAAGCAACGAAAAACCAUUGCUUGACGAAAGAUAAUUCCGAGCGCAGUUCGGUAAUACAUAAUUUGAAGUGCAGUAAUUUUUUUGCGAUUUUUGUUUAAAUUUUAUUUCAAAACGCUUAUUUAAAAAAAAGAGUCGUCCAAUGAUUUUGAAAAUUUUACCAUGUCUAGUUAAGUCCAUUUUAAUUAGUAUUGCCAAGUUUCAAAUAUUUACGUUUAUUUAUAACCGAAUUACAGCAAAAAAAUUACCAAAAAUUAAAAUUCCAUAAAAGUUCAAAAGUGGCUCAAAAGUCUUGGCGAUGAUAUCGUAAGAAUGUAAAUCAAUAAGGCAACAAAAAAGUUGUCUUGUGAUUUUUGGUUAAAUCAUUUUUUCAGGUAAAAAACGUCGUCCGUGUUUUUAUAAAAUAAUAAAAUCUUGAAUUGUACGUUUUCCCACGUUUUUUCCCACUUAAGUUCUUUUAUUUGAAAAAUGGCGUCUAAAAUAAAAAAUUGACUUCUUUAAAGUACAAUCUAAACAACUUGAACUUUCAGAAAAAGUGCUACACUUAUACAUCGGAGCAAGAUUAUUAAGAAAAAAACGUAUCUAUAUACUAGAACAAAGAACAAAGAAGAAGAAGAAAUAAACAGCAUUGUAAAACCAAUAGCUCCCUCGCUCAGAUUGAAUCUAAAAUUAAAUGAAGGAAUAUAUAGAAAAAAAAAAUUAUACGAAUUGAUCGUUUUAUACAUAGAACAUAGAGAUAAUUUAUUUUAAUAGGAGAGAUUAUUUAAAAUUAGUUAUCAUUAAACAUAGAUAUAAGUUUCGAUAUUAAUACAGAUUUAGAAAUAUUAAAUACACAAAAAAAAAAAUUACACAUUAAUUCAGUUUUAGAAGAAUUACACAUACACAAUGAAAUAAAAGAAAAUAAUUUCAAUAAUAUUUUAAAUGUUCAUACCAAGUUCAAAAAUAAUAUUUUUUAUCAAUACAUUUUUGAUAAUAAAUAAUAACCAAAUAGUUUAUAUUCCUAACAUUUCUGUAUCUAAUAAUAAUUAAUUUUAAAUAAUCUCUCCUAUUAAAAUAAAUUAUUUUUAUAUUCUAUGUAAAACGACCAAUUUGUAAAUUUUUUUCUAUGUAUUCUCUCAUUUAAUUUGUUAUAUUCAGUCCCGUUUUACAUUUUGAUUGUGAUGUACCUGAUGAUGAAUUUUUAAUUCAAAACCGGUCGUAUUAUAUAUUAUUAUAAUACUCCAAGAGACGCAUUGAUUUAUUAAUUUAGUUUAUAUUUAUAUUUAUUUACUUUAAUCAUGUUUUUGUUGAUUUUUGCAAAGUUAAAAAUUAUAUUUCCAAUUUGGCCUAUCAGUUUGAUAAUAAUGUGCGUAGGUACUAUUCUGUGUAAAAAAAAUAUAUAUGUAUAUUAUAUAGUAUAUACUUACCUACUUUACGACUCAAACUUAAAACAAAAUAUACAGCGAAAGUCACUGCAACAAAUUGUUAAAAUUUGCAUAAACCAUUUACAGAUCUGUAGGUAGUAUUAUUUGACAUGUAUGUUUUACAAUUUGAUCGACAAAAAUAAUACUUCAUCAUCGGUCAUUAUUUUAUUAUUGAUUACAUCUAUUUUGAAGAAAAAAAAAUCGAGUAGGAUUUAAUUGACGGGAUUGUGACACGGAUAACUGCAGUAUAUAUCUAUUAUUAAAAUACAUGUGUAUUAAAAACACCAGGUUGAACUUAUAAAAAUAAUCAUAACGAAAGAUAUCCGGGAAAAAGAGCUUUAAUCAAUUUUUUUUUUAUAAUUUUAAUAUAAUGCCAUUUUUUCCCCUUUAAUUUUUGGUUUAAAUUACAUAAUUUUCAAAAUACGUGUAUAAUUUUUUUUUUAAAGAUGUUUAAACGCGAUUAAAAAAAAAAAAUAUAUGCGUGCUAUAGCUAUUUUUGUAUAGAGGUUGCUGUAAUGAGGAUGUCGACGCAAUGAUAUCGCGUCAAGAAUUCAAAAGCUUUUAAAAUUUUUACGACGAAUAUUCCUGGAAAAUAAUACCGUAACCAAUCUUAAGUUUUUUUAAGUACAGCACAGUUUGAUAUGAAAAUAUUCAACGGAACAAUGUCACGCACAGGAUUUUAUAUAAUCGUGUCAAACAAGAUUUUUAACACUUUGAUAAAUAUAUUUUUUUAUGAAUCGACAAGAUUUUCCAAACUUUUUGCAAAACGAAAUCCAUUAUUAAUCAUUAAUUGUAUCUGAAAGCGAUAUUUCAUAUUAUUAUGAAAACGAUCAAGAAAACGCAUUUUAUUAUCUUUUAGAUUCUGAGUGGAACAAGGAAUGUAUUGGUUUUACAAUGAUGUAUUUAUUUUUUUUUUUAUGUAAACUCUUUUUCUACCAGUUUUUCUAUCAAUUAUUCCGAAAUUACUCCGAUUAUCAAGUAUAGCACUUUUUUUAAAAGGUAAUUAAUUGUUUAUUAUUAUUUUACUUUUUUUUUAAAAGGAAAUGUUCUCUGGGUGGUACUUUAGAGAGAUAAUUUUUUGAAAUUCUCAUUAAUAUUCGAGGUAGUGAGGAAAAACUCGGUCAUCAGGUUAAAAAUGAUUGAAAGAUAAAAAAUAAGUUUAUCGUUGGUAACCGUUUUCAUUUAUUUUUUGUAUUAUUAAGUUUUUAUUAUUUUAAUCUUUUUUAAACAAUCAAUUAUUGUAAUCAUUUUACCAUAAUAUGACAUGUAAAUUGUUGCAAAAGCAUCAAUAUCAACUGAACUCCGUUUAGAAUCGUUUUUUCGUUAGUAAUGGUUAAUCGUUGCUUACAGAUAUACAUUAAAUUCCCGUCUGUAUCCUACUUUUCCAAUUUCCCACCUAAAAAGUGGCUGCACCCACGUGCUGAGUAAUCCGUCCUUUUUUUUUUAUUUAAAUAUUUUAAUUUAAGUGCACUGUAAUAAAAAACAGUAUUAUAGUUGAACAUUUUUGUCUUUGUUUUUGUUUUUGCAUUAUUUAAAAAAAAAUAUUCACGGUACUGUAAUCAUACAUGCCUAUACGCACAAUCCAUUAAACCCGACUGGCGAGUGCGUUUUGCGGCCCUUGAGCUUAAAAAAAAUUAUUUUAAUUAUCUAACUAUAUAUAAUACAAAUUUAAUUAUGACCUUAAUAAUAUAAUAUAAUAUAAUAAAAUAAUUUAUGUGUGGUUCUUGCAGUACAGAUAAUGAAAAAAAAUAUAAACAUAAUAAUAUUAUGUAUGAUAAUAACGCAGGUAACACACUAUAUAAUACACUACACAGCAGCAGCAGCAGCAUAUUAUAAUACCGUUUGGUUAUAAUACAAGUACGCGAAAAAAAUAACAUAAACAUAUAAUAACUUUGAAUUAACCUUGGACCGUUCGAUAGCCCGGAAUAUUAAAACGUUUAAUGAAAAAAUACUACGUUUGUAUAUGUGUGUGUACUUACGUAGGUACCGAUGAAACCUGCAAAAUCAUGUAGUAGGUACGUUAACUAAAACUAGUGCCCGUUAUGUUAAUUGCUGUUGCAGUUUAGUUGAUUCUUUGAAUAGAUUUUUGUUAAAAAUAUAUUUUACUGUGUCAAUUAACCAAUUUUUUACCAGAAAUCUUGUUCCAAUAAAAACAUUUAUAGGAACUAAUUUGUAAGGCUUUGGAUCUAAUAGUAGGUACACUAGAUACUAGAAGAUCAUUUUCCGACUAACUUUGUAACCGAGAGAAAUUUUUGUAAUUUACGUUAAUCCGAAAUAACAGAAAUCGUUGUGUUUCGAUUUUGAUUAUUUUUCGUUGUAAUUAGUUAAGAAUAAUCACAGAAAGUUGAGAGUAUCAACGAAUACUUAUAUUUUCCCUUUGUUCAGAUGUUAUAAAGUUUUCAAAAAUUCUUAUGGAGUUUUGAACUAUUUAUUACUACAGUGAAACUUCCGUUAAAGAUAAACUCUAAUAUGUAAUGGUCAUUUUUUUGGUCCCGUCAAGUGUUAUGCCUCUUUAGGACAUCUCUAAAGGACGGUCACCUCUAAAUAGCGGCCAUUAUUUCCGGCCCUUUCAGUGACCGUUGUCUGGAAGUUUUACUGUAUUCAAAAUUGUUGAGUUUAUUUUAAAUAUUUUAUUUAGUUUUGUGUGGUUAAAAUUGUAUUGGCUUAGAAUAAAUGUUUGAAAAUUUAAUACAAGGUUUAUUGUAAGUAUGUUUAAUCGAACUUUCUUCAGAAUCGUUUUUUUGUUAUAAAUGAUUUAUCAUUGCGUAUAUAUAAAUUAAAUUGUUCUAUAGAUUCUACUUUUCUGAUGCUUCUCACCUACACCUACAUUGCUCACCUACACACCUGCUGUAAACCCAUUAAGAUUAUCAACUAGUUUUUAAUUUUUUUUUUUUGAAUAUGCACAAUAUAUUACGUUUAUAGUUGUAGUGCACCCAAUAAAAAAAAUUAACAGAUACUUAUAAUUUUUUUCAACACUUAACUAAAUAGAAUUUACUUAUACAAGAAAAUACAAUUUAACGCUCUUUUAUUGCAACUAUAUUCUUUAUUUAUUUACGACCAUUAUCGCGGAGCAGCGACUGUAAACAAAUAAUAAUGUAUCGUUAAUAUUGUUAUAAUAGUUUAUUAUUGGAUUUAAUGAAAUUUAUAUUUGACUGUUUGAUUUGUUUUUGAAUGCUAUUUUUAAAUUUAGCUAACAUUAAAAAUGUUUAAUGAAAUUUGAAUUUUCGUGCACUCGAUGUACAUGUAUAAAACAUCUCGAACAAUAAGGGAAAAUUAGUAUUUGUAUUUACUUCAGAUAUUUGUGCGAUGUUCAAUGACUUGGGAAUAACUAAGUGACUUUAAACUUUGUUUUAGUGUUUUACUUUAGUAGGUAUGGUACAUAAAAACCAUUAAAUGUUAUAAAAAGGAAGUCUGCAGUUCGCUUUUGUUUUUUUUUUAUAUUUAUUUAUUGAAAAAAAAAAUAAAUAUAGAUAUAAACUUAGAUUUGCCCAUUUAUAUUCCAGUUCGAGAAUAUACUUUUAGUUUUGUAAUAUAGUUAUUCUGAUGACAAAAAUUAACGUAAUAAACGGAUCAAGAAACUUUAAAAAAAAACCCCAUUAUAAUCAUAAUAUAAAAAACAUUAUUUUAUAGGUUUUUGAUAUAACAAUAUGUAUACCACUUCUUGCAAAAAGGUGCGUUGUUACCUCUGUACCACCAAUGUAAAUAUCGAAGUCAAUCGAAGAAAAUUUAUUACACCAGUCUGCAAUCGGCAUGUUUUUGUCCUCCAGAAUGAUACCAAUAAUUGUUAUUUUUAAUUUUGUAUCCAUUUAUAAUCCCACUUUGGAAAAUUGAUUUUCACAUGUUUUGAGUGGCGCAUACAAAUUUUGAAAUUAGUAUUACAAAUGGUUACAAAUGAAAUAACAAUCGAUAUAUUUUUCGACUUCAAUAUUUACUUUGACGGUGCCUAUAGGGAUAAACCAUAAACGUUUGUUACACUCUGGCGGUAAAUUUAUAUCAGUCAAAAAUCUUGAGACAUUAUUUGACUCAAUCACUCAUUUAUUGAUAAAAGACCCCAUGUCUGCACAUUUCAUAUAUUCUCUAUACUGUUAUAAUACCAGCUGUAUUAUCCGACUUCACUCGUGGGCAGUUUAGUACCUUACAUUUUUAAUAUAAUUUGUAUGCAAGAGGUAGCACGUUUGUUAAAUAUUUUUAAAAAUAAUAUUUUAAAAAACUAAAUGAUUUUGAAUAAUUUUGUAUUAUAAUUGUGUAGCUGUUUCUUGUGACUUUAUUCGUGUUUUUUUCUUCUUUUUUUUUUAAUAACUUACACUGCCUAUUGUAAAAUCCGGAAACUAAGGGUACAAUUAUCGAAGUUGUUAUUCACAGGGUGUUCUAGCUGUCCCGACCCGGCAUUGAGUGCGUAUUGUUAUAACCUAACCUAGCUAACCAGAAAUUAGGCAAAACAAAUUAUAUUUCUUAUAUUUCAAAGACAAAGUGAUAUGUUUAAGACAACUCUAUGAAAUACCUACUUCCUACUUGGUUAUAUCUAACGCCAACCUAGAUGACCGGGUUACUCACUCAACUAAAAAAAAUCAAAACUACGAGUCUUCGGACUAACAGAACUAUCCUCGCCACGGGUCAUACUGUAACAGUACUACUUAUAUAUUAUUCGACCUGAGCGUCCGUAGACCUUUUUUCCAGGGAAAGGGGACAACGGUAAAUUAAAAAUAAAUGACAAUUUUUAGUCACUAGCACGUUUUAAUGCGUUUCGAACAGAGUUAAAACCCCCCGAGGGGAGGUAAGGUGACUGCCCCUUGAGACGCCUAUCAUGAUAUACUAUUUUCCAUAUAAUCACGAUGACCCGUAUAAAAUCGUAUAAUCUUCUAUUAUAUUCAAUAAUUACGUGCAGUUAUACGUUACGAGAUAGGUCAACAGAAUAAUAAUGAUGUCGGAGUAAUAAUAUAACUAUAUUAUUAUAUUCCGCUCGUUUAAUAAUAUUAUCGUACCUCGUUUUAUAUAAUUAUAUAGAUUAGCCGAAUGAUCGAUCUGAUUGAUUUAUUACUUGUUUUCCAUAUUUUUUUCUUUAAGUGAAAUUGUAUUACGCAUAAUAUUAUAAUACAUUAUCAUUCCUAUAAUUUUGUUAAAUGUUGUCAUAUGUCAAACAGAAAAUGAUUAGAUACCUAGGCAAUUAUAAAUACAGGUACCUAGUAAAUAGGUAUCCAAGUUAUUAUUGUUUUCGGUGAAUUAUUAAUGUCAAAAAAUAUUUUAUAAUACAUAAGACUUAUUUUCGUCCGACGAAAAAUUAAUUAAUUCAACACGUUAUAAUAGUUAAGUAAUGAAUUUAUCAUUUUUAAUUAACUUUUAACCCUCUAUAUGCGUGUACAUUUAUCUAAUUUUGUCAUUUAUUACAUGUCACUGUUCACGAAUAAUCUAAUGUCACAUUAGUUUUAAUUCCGGGCGGUGCUAAUAUUUAGGAAGUAGGUGCCCCACGUGGGUAGUAGGGAAUAUUAAAACAAAUUUAAUGUUCCCGAAAAAUUGAGAAACAUAAUACAUAUAAUGUACCUGAUAUAUACGUAAUAAUAAUUUAUCGUUUCGUUUUAAAUUAAUAAAAAUUAUAUUCACUCGGACCAUCAGCGUAUAUCCGUAUAUCAUGUAAUAUAAUUUGAAUUACGUUAAAAUAAUAUUGUUCAAUAACUGCAAUAAUAAUUAUUCAGAAUCUUAUUUUUUAUAUAAAUUUAUUUAUCUAAAUAAUGCGAAAUAAUAUUUUCAAAAUACAAAAAUCUAAAUUUGACUUUUACACUAGACAAAAAUAAGAACAAUGUUUCGAACGUUCGCUAUUUAUCGUAAACCGUUUAGAAAUCGUUUUCUAUUUAAUAAUAAAUUGACUAAACACUGGGUAAUAGUCGCUUCGUAUACACAUAGGUAUAAUAGAUAAAUACGAUCAAUAUAUAUAUGAUAAAUAUGAUAGAUAAUAGAUAGUCAGAAAAUAUAACUUAUUAAUGUCAAUUAUAAUUAUUUAUUAUUCUCAGAAAUGUUGAAAAUAAUCGUUUUACACGAAAUUCGAAUAAUACAAGAGAAUUUUCUACGGGGAGGGUGGAGGUAGGGAGUAAGAUUGAAUCCCGAAUCAGAAAUCUAUUGCAUUGAUCAUUCCAGGCUCGUAGAUUCGACGACUUUUGAAUUGAAUCAAAAUAAAUCUGUUGUAUAAACACAUUUUUCAAAAUCGUUACUCGAUAAGGCGUAUAUUGUAAUAUUUAUACAUUUUUUUCCAGAAUGGUGAUUGAUACUUUUCCCCUCCCUCCCAGGUGAAAUAAACUCUGGUUAGAAACCUUAUACAUUCGGGGUUCCUGGCGGUAUCUCUGCUACUGCAGUGUCUAUCGAUAAAUCGUCUCCUAAACAGUAAAUUAUUUUUAUUAAAGGUCGUUCAGUUGAAUAUCCAACUGUAUCACACACAGGGAAUUUUUUUAAAGAGGUUUUCUGUUUGAACCCAAUAAAGUCCAUUGUGACACCGGCAGAGUAAGGCGAAGAGUAAGAUUUUGUAACAAAAUAUUAUAUUUCCUAUGAAAUACUUUCACGCAUAGUAACUGGGGAAAGUCCAAAAGUCAAGGGGAAUCCCUUGACUUUUGGAUUAUCUGCUCGUGGAGUAUUUUUUUAAGGGAGUAGUGGAUAUACAUGAUGGAUAUUUACUAAAAAUACCUUGUCAUUGUACGUUCGUUUAUCAUAUCGUUCGCCUCUCAUUCGAACGCGUUUUCCUCGACUGAAUGUAUUAAUUUAUACACCUGUAUACGCUGUCUGAUACAUGUGCUUGUAUCGUAAUCGGAAUCGCAUUAAUUUAACAGGCCAUCGACCUAUAAUCGUCUCUGGUCGCGCGCCGUCCGACUUGCAGCAAUAAUAUACACAUAGGUGUACGUAUUGUUGGUUACGUUUUUCUCGGUCUAAAAGCUGAUCGGCGCAAAAUAAAAAUAAAUCAAAAUAUCAACACCUCUUAGAUAAUACACAGUAGAUAGGACAUGUGCAUAUUAGAUAUACGUAGUGGGCAGCGUUUCCCGAAUAAGGAAGAUAUCCUACUUCUCAAUAGAUAUUGAUUUUUCUUUUAUGAAUUAUAUCUCAUUACAUUUAGUGAGAAUUGAUUGUGUACUUUAUUGGCGUGUGAGAUUCAAGAACGCCUGAUAACCAAUAUAAUCUAUGUAUUGUGUAGUAUAUCUGUAGUAUAUGUUUAGUAUUGUAUAUCUAGUGAUAAGUGAGCGUGACGAAAAUAAGAUUAAACGAUGUUAUGAUAUAAGUAGUAUUUUUAAGCGAAUAGGGGGGUAUAACCUUAAUUCCCUUCCCCUGCACAUGUUACUGCAUAUGUAUAACUAUAUCUUUUUUCUUUUUAACAGUUUAUUAUUCUGUGCAAUCUGCGUUAGGUUUUAUCAAGUGCGUCAUCACGGCGCGCGUAUAUUAUAAUUAAUUUCAUCGAGAUUACAAUUUUCGUACCGCGGGCGGACAGCUCGAUGAGUCGACCGCGUGUGAAAGCUAAAUUUUUUCGCGAGGCCGUCGUAAGUAUAAUUUGCGGCCGCGUGUGCUUCAACUAGUAUUAAGCCCGCCCCUCGUCGUUGCAGUUAACCGGUUACGGACAUAACGUACCUACGUCGUACAUCAAAAUACGCGAUAUUAAUCAUACUGCUUGGACUUGUGUGCGAGUGUGGUUUUUUUUUUUGUUGAUUUCUUUAGCAUUAGGUAUUAGGUACGAGAAAAUAUAAAUUACAAUAUACGACAUGACAGUAAAAAGAAACAAAAAAAGAAAAACACGUUAUACUCGUAUAAUAUAUACUAAAAAAAAUCUAUAAAAAAAAAAAACAUUGGUUGCGGGCAAUACGCAUAUAACCAUAAGCCAUUUAAAAUCAAAUUAUUUUUAUUAACGUCAUGACGUAGUCGUCGUGUUUUGUUUGCAGCUUGUAGCAAACUCGCGGUUUUUUAUUGAAUAAUUGGAAUGUUUAGGUAUAGUUGUUAUAAUAGCGUCGCAGCAUACGUAUUGCGUCCUAAGAUCCCUUUUUCAUAUGAAUUGCGUCCCGACUUGAAAAACAUUAUUUCCCUUUCCAUUUUAUACAGACUUAUUAGCACUGUCAACAGCAACUUAUCAUUACUAUUGGUAGGUUAUAAAAAUAUUGAUUUUGGUCGUUGUCACGCAAUUAAAAGUUUACAUGUUUCACUUAAGAUUAUUACUUAGUCAACUAUUAGACAACUCAGCAGACUCUUUAAUAUGAUUUUGAUCAUUUGUAUAUUUUAUAACGUCUUUUUUAUCAUUUCGUUUAAUAUAAUAUAGGUAAUAGAUAUGUAUAUAUACGACUUGGACGUUUCUUUUUUUUUUACAGUAAUUCCAGCGUUGAAUAUCAUUCAUGUGCAGCCAAUAACGCACUCGGUGUUAUAACAAUUAUUUAUCUUGAUUAUUAUAUUGUGCUGAAAAUGUAUAAACAACGUAGUAGGUAUGUAAUAGAUAUCUGCAGACUGCGUUAAACAGUUUUAUUGUGUUCUUUAACGAUUUAUACGGUACCUAUACAUACAUACAACAUACACAUUAUACAUAUAUAAACGAAUUAAUAAUUGUUUUCGUAUAUUGAUACAAGUUCGAAGUUUAUUGUUUUAAAAUCGUUGAACGUAACUACGGGUACCUAUUAUACUCAUAGGUAUAUGUGAAUAAACUUAAAGGCUAUUCACCGUAUAUUCAGUUUCAUCGGUAAAUAUGUGCUUUCAAAACGCGCAUAUAUUAAUCAAGGAAGCGACAAAUUUAGUAACCACCCGCGAUGAUUUCAAACCGAAUGUGAAUUAUUAUUUUGAAGUGGUGGCGAUGUUCCUACUGGCUAUGUAUAAUAUUAUAAUAUUUUGCAUUGUUUUUUUUUAUGUUUCCACUAUAGCCAUAAUUUCAUGUAAAUUCGAAUCAGAAUUUUAUCGCUCAAGUGUCGCGUAGGUAUUAUAAAACACCAAUAGGUAUAAUGUGUAUUUUGGUAAAGAUUUGAAAACACUACAUAUAUAUUCAUGUUCGUUUUGUUUUGUUUACACGGGAUUUAAUAAAAAUAUUACCAUAAAAUAAAUAAUAAUAAUUGUAUGGUUUACACCGCGUUUACAUUGCGGUCACAGAUAUAUACAAAUUUAGGUACGAGUAAAAUAUCCUAUAAAUUACUGUCAUAAUAUUACGCUGCCAGCAUAUUAUAAUAUUGAUGCAACCGUUUUCGGUAAUUUUCGUGGGAAUAAGAAUCUCAUCACUUAAUUAUUAUCAUGAUGAUAUCAGCUAUUAAUGUAGGAUAGUAUGAUAAUAAAAGGUAGAGAGAAGGACUUAUCACUUUCGUCUCCAUAAUUCACACAAAAAUGGCUCGUCGAAACGUCUUCAAUUAUUGGCACUAUAGUUAGCAAUCUGGUAGAUAAAUAUAUCAUAUAUAUUGUGUAUUUGUGACGUGCGUAUAGUUAUCUUUAAUAAUAAACAUUAUUGGGAUUGGAACAAGAAGACAUUUUUGGAAACACUGACCCACACUACCUAUACCGAAAUAUAAAAUAACUUUCGACGUUUAUUUACGUAAUUUGUCAUUGUAAUCAUUAAUUAGUUAUUAAUUAUAAUAUCAAUUUUGUUCGCACGUAAUAAAUAAUAAUUAUUGUCGACUAGUCAUUAUAAUACGAACACAUUUUUUCUGUUUGCCAUCGCAUUAUACGAUGCUAAUUAAUAUUAUUUGAGAACGACUUUGUCUUAAUUUGUUAUUUGUCAAUGCAUAUUAUACCUACCUAUCUAAUUCCUAUUCAUCGGAGUUACGACAGGGCAGCAGCAGCAACAGUUUUGAGAAGAAAAAUAUAAUAUAUUAACCGUUUAAAGGAGAAUAAUUAAAUUAUUAGGUAUUCAAUAGGAAAGCGAGAUAAUUGUUACGUCGUCUAUAUUACAUGCAAGUUUAAAAUGACUCUCGCGGUGUGAUAAUAUAUAUUAUUAUUUAUUACUUUCAAAUAUUACCUAUAGUUGCUAUAAAAAAAUAAAAUGCACGCUGUAAAGAGAUGGUUAAUUUCGAAACAGUUUCGUCUACAGAUUACAUUCGUCCCACCCGGCAAAUGUGACCCGGUCUCAAAACAACGACCGUGUGCAAAUUGACAUUAUAAUGUAGGUGUCCAACAAUUAUAAUAGAAACUCGUUUGAUUCGUAAAAAAAUAUUAUUAUAAUUAUAUAUUCGGCGGCAUAACCGGUUAAAAUAUUAGGUAGGUGACUAGGUACUGAGAAAAUAUUACCAAAAAAAUAAAAUGUGUGCAUUAUAGUAAUAAAAAAAUUAUAUUGUAUACUUGUGACAAAACACUGCAACAUAAUAUUCGUGUUCAGGAAACGAUUUUAUUAUAAACGUGCCCGUGGGUUACUAACAGGAAAUUUAAUCGCACAGAUAGAAUAAAAAACAACAACACGUAUUACAGUGAUGUUUGUUUAACAUUAUAAUAGUGUUUAAGAUCGUGUUGAAAAUAUAUAUUUCAUUUAUUACCUACACACUAUACCUAUUAUGUAUGUUUUGCAUAUUAUAAUAAUUAUUGAAAACCCGUAAAAAGAUAAUCCGCAGGCGUAUAAAAUCGUAAUACGAGAACGGGGUUUUCGACAGUAUUUAUAUUAUGAUGAUUAGGUUAAGUCAGGUUGUCUAUGUAGUGUAAUAUUAUUAUUUACGAAUUUGCCUGCGUCCGUUAAUUAGGAUUUUUUUUAUGUUUGCGUGUUAUAGGACCGUCGGUCUGGCCGAAAUUCUUCCCGCAAGCCGCGGGUUCGUUGCAAUCGCCAGUGAACAUCGAAACAUCGAAAUCAACCAACGACAUGACGCUAAAGUGUAAACCUUUGUACUGGAAUUACUGUCCAGAAGUGUGCACGAAAAUCGUCAACACCGGAUACGGUUGGAAAGUGGACGCUACCGGCGGAGAAGGAUCUGGUAAUUUUUAUUUUAUCGCAUUUUGCCGUAUUGAAAACACGAGUUUUCCAAGAGUAUAAUAAUAAAAAAAAAUCCACAUAUUAUAUUUAAUAUGUGUGUGUAUUCACAAUAAUAAAAACUGUUGUGUAAUGGCGGUACCGAAAUUAUUAGCAAUUCAUGUUUUAACAAUAACUUUUCACAUAAUAUAAUAUAUAUACGACGUACCUAUAUUUUGGGGUUAGGUCGCUAAUAAUGAUCGUAUACAAAUAUACAAUAUACAAUAUUAUAACAUUUGUCUCUAUUACGAAAAUAACGUUUAUUAUUACCGUGAUAUUACUUCCACGCGUGAUAAACUUUAGUAGUAGUGAUGGUAAUUUUAUAAAUGUCCGGAUAUCAAAUAAAAUAAUAUAAUAGCCGGGGAUAAGUAUAAUAUUUAUUGUUUUUAGUUUUCUAAAAAAAAAAAAACCUAAAAAAGUUAGUUAAUUAAGGCGCGGGACAAUUUCGGUUGUAAUAAUAUACAAGGCAACUUUUUUAUUUCCUCGCGUUAUUCCCGAAAAUUAUUAUUUUUUUUUUAAGAUCGGGUUUUCACAAGAAAAUAUAUUACUUUUUUUUUUCAGAACUUUCUGGCGGUCCGCUGGGACACAAGUACAAAUUGGAACAGUUUCAUUGUCACUGGGGAUGUACUAGCUCUAAGGGGUCGGAGCACACCGUUGAUGGAAUACCUUAUGCCGGCGAAGUAAGUAGAAUUCAAGGGGUUUGUAAAUUUUAUUUUUUCGAUACUAAUAAUGCACUACUCGAAAAAAAUAUUUGUUCGAAAUUACCAAUAUUAUAACGUUUUAUAGCAAUAUUAUUUCUGCUCUGCAUGCUAUUACAACGAGCCUGAACUGCGAUGAACGAUAAUGAUGAACGAAUUUUUUUUUCCUUACCUACUCAACGAAUUCCCCGUUAUGGGCCUCUGCGUAUAUUUAUGUUUCGAGUUUUAUUAUUGUUACAUAGCUCUGGUAUAGCGCAACCAUUGUUUUACAUGUAUUAUAUUAUACUUGUAUGCAUUUCACUAGUCAUAUUGCUAUUGUAUUUUUUUUCCUAUUGAUCUCCGGGGAGUUGUCAUUUGAAGUUGACAUAUUGCGAAAACUUCGUUUAUCAAUUCAGUAUGUUAAUGUUAUAUUAUACGCCAUAAUCGUUGUACCUAUUUGUGAACAAAUUUUCGUUUAUUGUAAUAACAUCUAUUAAUGUGGUUCCGAUUUUAAUAAUUUUAUGUAUUUUUUAUGGUUACCUAUAUAAUUUGUGAGUAAUGUUUUGUUAAAUUUAUUUGGACUAAUAAUCUGCAGUGAAUAUAUUUUCCAUCGUGUUCAAGGGACUGCAAUAAAGAGCAGUGACGGAUCCAGUAGGGGGAGCAACGGGUCCCCCUCGCCAAAUACCGUAGUGGAGUAGUAUAUUUUAGUUUAAAAGGUCUAAUUAUUUACUAUUUUUAGUACCAUAUUUGCAUUUUUAUUCCCCCUCCUCAAAAUUAAACUCUGGAUCCACCCCGGGUAAAGAGUACAGCGUACUCGCAUUUACUGUCUCCGUCUCAGAAAUGCACGACAUAACAGAUUUACAUUCAGUAGAAAAAUUUUUUGCCUUUAGUUUUAAAAUAUUAGAAUAAAUUGGCUAAUUACCAGACUUGAAGGAAAUCUGUACUCCUACGUCGGUGUGUUUUUCGAUAUUUUAAUUUUUAAAUUUAAUAUAUUAGUAUGUGAAGUAUGACAAUUUAAAAAUUAUUAUCUUUCCCUUAAAAAUAAAAAUAUCAUAGGUAUAAAGAUAAUGUUCAAGUUUUGUAAUAGGUCAAUUCACGCUAACAUUAAAACUAACGGUAUAAAAUUUGUCCUACUAAACACAAAAUGGCUGUCGUGAAAUUGUAAGACUGAAGACAGUACAUAAGGAUGGGACGUUUUUCUAAAUAAUAUCUUUAAAUAGGUAUUAAUUUUAUUUAUUUAAAACAAAUAAUAAUCCAUUAGCAAAAUACGCAAUUAUGAACAAUGUGAGUUUCAUUUCGGAAUUAAAAAAAAAAAUAAAAAUGGUUUUAAAUCGAUAGUUCCAGUAUAUUAGUUGACUUUAUAUUGAUAAAAAAAAUCGGUUUUUAAGAGCACAGAUAUUCGUGAAUGUAGUCCGACCAAUGUGUAAUAUAUUUUUAUUUUUAUCUAAAUGUUUCAGUUGCACUUUGUCCACUGGAAUUGCGAUAAGUAUAAUUCAUUCAAUGAAGCCAUUGCACAUCCAGACGGUUUAGCAGUACUCGGAGUUUUCUUACAGGUAUUUAACAUAAUCCAUACGAUGUUUUUUUAUUACGAGACCUCCCAAAAAGUUAUGCAUGGUUGAGGGCAAGAUCGUUUAAUAUUAUAUAUUAUGUAGGUCUAGUCCACUCUCGGUUCUAUUAAAAUCAUUAUUUAAUAAUAAUUCAUUGUUGUUUUUCUUAUUUCGAUUUAGCUAUGUAUAAUAUAUGGUGCCGAGUCUGGGACUGAUCUAACAUAUUAUUAUUUGUAAAUAAAUGAUUUGGUAGUAGUAUUGAAUUUAUUAAGACUGCACUUGUUAUUGUUUUUUUUUUUUUUUUAAUUUUUGUUAGCGUUGAUUAGGAACAUUGAAACGGAUCGAGUUCAACCUCCAAUGCGUGGGAUUAAUAUUCACAAUAUUGGUCUCUAAAACAUUUGUACCUGUCUAACAUCAAAAAAAAAAAAAAAAAUAAAUAAAAAAAAUGUAUAGAUCGGUACAAGUAUCGGGGAAAUUAGAAAUUUUUAUCCUCGCGGGGAAUAGAAUACCGUGCAAACUUCUGACGGAUGGGUCUGUUUAUGACUCCGCGUGAGUACCUCACAGUAUAAUCUUGUCUGUCGCAGACACGUAGAGUGUUAUCGAUACUAUAGGAUCCAUCUUUUAUAAUAUAGUUUAGGAAUUAUUAGGUAUACUAUAUUCUGUAAUUAUUAUUAUUUAUCAAUAAUAAUGUCUUAACGAUGUUGUAUACUUACCUAAGAUAAUACCUAUAUAAUAUGUUGUCCCAUUUGUACAAUAUUGAUAACCGGCGUAUCGUUUGGGGUGUUGCGUUACAUUUUUGUUUUCAGGCCGGAACCGAGUGUCACGCCGAAUUGGAAAAAAUCGUGUCGCUGAUUCCGCAGGUGGCCCUGCGCAAUCAAACGGUUAAAAUAUCGAACUCUAUCGAUCCGAAAAAUCUGUUCCCCGGUAAUUAUAUUAAUCAUAUGUGAUAUUAUUAUAAUUUAUUUUUGAUACCCAUAUACCUAUAAACGACAUAUUAUACAUACAUACGAAUAUUUGAUGAUUGUGGCGAUCGUUGAACCGCGUUUACUCAUGAACAGUAUAUUCACCCAGGUACCCAUUCUCACAUACAUACAUACACACGAACACAAUAAUAUGCCAACAUCACGCAUUUGCAUAAUAUUGUUUGCAUAUACUUCACUUUCAGAGGACGUCACUUACUGGACAUAUCAUGGUUCGCUGACGACUCCGCCGUGUUCCGAAUGCGUCACAUGGAUCAUGUUCAAAAACGCAAUUCAAGUCUCCGAAAAACAAGUAAAUCCAUAUUCAAAUAGCAUGUAUGCGUUAAGAAUAUUUAGCAGUCGUAUUUCGGUGGUAAAUGGAAGUCUUUCAACUUCUAUUUGUCAAACCAGAUUCGAACAAAUAAUAUUUUUGUACACAUUACACAUUUCGAUAUGCAUAUAUUAUGUGUGGUGUUUUUAACACUGUUAACACUAAUAUUGAAUUUACCAGUUUAAAGCUUAGACCGGAGCAUUUAACUAUUUUUUUUUUCCGAAUCUGCGUUGAAUAGGGUUGGUUAUUGACAUUUGAAAAUCAAAAGUCAAAGCUUAUAAUACCAUAUUACAAUAAUUGGAAUAAAUCAGAAAUCCUUAAACUUAUAAAAUUCUCCAAUGAAAUCGCUGGAUAAUAAUAACAAAAUCACUCCGUAUGUUUUUUUUUUUUCAUAUCCACAAUUUUUAUCUGGUGAGAAACCCCGCUUAUAUAAAAUAGGUGAAAAGUUGAGAAUAAGAUAAGAUAUAUAAAACAAUUUGAUUUAUAACUGUACGCAACGAUAAAUAAUAAUUGCAACCGUAGUAUUUAUGGUUUCCAUCAAAAUUUGAACUUUUAUGAAAAAAAAAAAAACUAAUAGAAAUGGAGCAAGGCAGCCUAUCUGAUAGAAAAAUUGUACACUGACAAAAAAAAAGCACAUGUCAUGUAUCGGCUUUAUAAACCAAAAUAUUAUUCACUACGCUCAGGAUUUAAAAUUUAGGAAAAAGUUAAUACUUUCCGAGUUAUUGCAAUGGUUAAAUGUUCUUGAGACACUCUGUAUAAUAUAAUUUAAUUUGCGAUAUCUGUACUUCACUCUAUGCCACUUGUGUGACAACGUAUAUAGCGCAAUAUUAAAAUACAUAUCAUAAUAUUAUAUUAUAUUAUUGUUUUAAGCGGUAUAUAUUACGACGUGAUGUACGAGUCGAGAGAUUCUCAUAUUAAUAUAAUAAGCCCCUUUAAAAGUUGACAUUAAUAAUAAAAUUUCAGGUAUUAGGCCCAGCAGCGAGGGAAUUAUUAGGUUUAUAAUAAUGAUAAGUACCUAUAUAUUUUUUUUUUUCGUUCCGAAAAGCACUUUGUGCAGCGACUUAUGGAUUGGUGAUGUACCACCUAUUUAAGAACACAGACGACACUUACAUUUACAAAAAAAAACUCGAAAAACUGUAAGAAGUGUUACAAUAAUAUAAUACUAUGCUAUGGGGGUCGUAUAAUCUGAUCAAUUUUAAUUUCGGCAUUACACUCGCGGAAUCGUUUUUCGAAUAUUACGAUUUAUCGGUGUUGUUUAUUAAGUUUUAAAUAACUAUUAUCGAAUACUAUUAUCCGCGGUGCCAAGUAUGCUCAUAAAUUAUUAAUAACUUUCAGUAUAUUCCGAUUUAUGCAAUCAAUUUUAAAUGCGUUUGUUCAUCUGGCGUUUAUCAAUUAUCACUAAACAGUAAACUUACAUAACUUUUAAUUCAUCCCGGGAAUGAAAAUAUAAAUAUACUUUUCAUUUUAUGUAAGCUACUCAAAUGUAAUUAUGUAAUUAUUUGUGUACAUAAAGUGAGAUGCUUAUUGCCGUUAAUAACCUCUCUGCCACCGCAAAAGACUUUUUUCCAUUAAGUAAAGUUUUCGUAUAAAUUCAUUUUUUUUCCUUCAAAUUAAAAUCGUUUUUUUUUUGUUUUUGUUUUGGUGCAUUUAUAGUGCAUACCUAUAUGUAAAAAUAGUAAAAUAGUAAAUACAUAUUUACUAUUUUUCUUUAAAAACUUAGCAGUUUCGAUUUUGAGUGAACCGAGGAAAAUCAUUGUUUAUACAAUAUUCGGACAGUAUGCAUAAAUAUACUCACGCAGUUAAUUUCAUUAUGUGUGUUGCUAAUUAAACACGGUUUUUCAGAGAGAAAUGUUCAAUUAGUCCAGUUCAAUGCUCCGAAAAUGACGAAAAACUAAAAGGAACUAACUGAACGGCCAGUGUCUAUGAAUACAUGCGAACCUUUUAUUUUAAAUUCUUACCAUUUCACUGAAAAUUGUUUUUUGAAUUGAACAGUAUAGUUUCGAAAAUUAACGUUCUCUGCUGAGUUCUUCGUUAAACCGGGUACCUUUUUAUAGAGUUGUAGAGUGACCGGAUGAAACUUUUCGACUAGUUAUCCCAGUAAUAGUUUUUCUAGGCAAACCAGAAUUCCUUCAUUGAAAAUUUAAUCUAAUACGCAGAGUACAAAAUAUUAUUCCGUGCGUGUUUGUUUUUUUAAGAGUCUCUUGGUAUUUUAUGAAUUCAAAUCAAAAUCCUGUCGAUAAAUAAUAUGUUAUUCAUUAUUUUAAAAAAAAAACAAUAUCAAGUAUGGCGUAUACUUAGAAUGGUUUUUUUUCGCUGCGUAGAUACCUAAUGACUAAUGAGUUCAACGAUUUUUACAAAAAAAUAUAAUAGUUUUUACUGUCGAUUAAAUUAUCUUUAUAAUAAUACAGAGAUAGAAAUUUGCCGAUUUGAAUACCCUUGUGAUAAUAAAAUUCUAUUAUUGACUAAAGUAGAUAAUAAUAUAGUGUAUAUAACGACGGUAUGCACAAUGUAACUUAAAAUUGUAUAAUUUCAUUACAAUGGCUAAUCUGUUUAAAAUAAUAUUCUCAGCAGAGUAAUAAUAAUAAACUAAUAACCAUUUUGACUUUUAAACUUUGAUAAGUUAAUUACGUCACGUCGUCGGUGAUGACGGCGUAUAUCUGUUAAUUAUUCAAAACCCGGUAGCGAUGUUUACCUAUCUACCUACUGCAGGCGUUCGUGUUGAGUAUCAAACGGAGUCACGGACAAUUAUUGAUAUUUAGUAGAUAAUAAUAUGGUAUUCUUCAAAUUACGUUCUCACUUAAGGGCAUAAUCUAUUAUAAUAUACACCAAUUCAAAUUUAAUAGAGAUAUAAUACAAAUACGUUUUUUUUUUUUUUUUUUUAUCAGUCGUGUUACAAUACUAUUCGUCGAUAAACUAAAAAUAGUACUUAAUUUAAUAAUGUUUCGAGUGUUUAAUUUUUUUUUUUUUUUUUUUUUUUUUUUUUUUUUUUUUUUAUGCACAGAUAUAUUUGUAUACUAAUAUUUUCAAGUUUAAAAUGAAAUAAUAUACCCAUCGUAUUAUAUACUCUUGAACAUUACAUUAUUACGAUGUGCGAUUAAAAUAUAAUAUGAUUUAUGAACCGAUGGCAUACACUUAUCGUAUAUAAGAGUCUCAAUAGUAUCUGAGUAUUGACUGUUCAGUGUCGACCUUGUUCACUGUAUACGUUAUUGUAAUGGGUAGCGGUAUCUGCAGUGGUAGCGGAAAGCAUACGACAUUUUUCGACCUCGAAAUUCUGACGGGCGAUGACAAGAUAGAGUUGAGAAAAAAAGAAAAAGAAACAAAAUAAAAAAAAAGUCUUGGCCACCGCUAUAAGGUAGGCCGCUGUUGUAGGCUAGGCUAGAAACAUAAAUGUUAUAAUUCAAAUAUAUUCAUAUCGCCUUUUUUUGUGUCAGUUUUUAUCCCACUCAUUAUUAAAACGAAGUAUUAGGAAAAUAAAAAUAAAAAAUGGCCCCGAUGUCGUCGACUGGACAACAUAUACUGUCAGAAACCGUUCUCGAAGUUGAUGAUCGGAGCAAGAUUUCCGUCUCUUUUCAAUAUAAGUUAUUAAAAGACAGAAAAAUAAAAUCACACAGUAAAACAGUAAUACAUUCCCCGCUUUGAUCAAAAUCGAAGACGCGUUCGUUAUAAUAUGAAUAUUCUACGACAAUGCCGGUAGUUAUACGAAGUCUGCUACUGCUGUCGACUGAAAUUCGAAUAAAAUAUUAUAUCUUAUAGAAUUGUAUAAUUUAAUAUGUAGAACAACUACGUGAAUAACGUAUGCCAUCGUAUAAAAAAAAUACCGUGCGUACACGAAUAAACAACAUUAAUGGGCAAUAAGCUAUAACGAGACAACAUUGAAUCGAGAAAAAGAAGCCCUGCAAAUGUGUAUAUAUAUAAAAAAAAAAAAAAACUAUCGAAAACAUAUUGUCUCAUUUCGAUUAAGUCGCUCGUAUAUUAUGAUAUUAUGGUCUGGAAUCGACGAGCGAUGACAAUAUUUGAACUUUUAACGACGUCAAUAAAAUUACAAAUAUGCAACAAAUUAAAUUUUAUUUUUCACCGUUAAACGCGUAUAUUGUAACUGAUGCAUUUAUUUAUACAAAGAAUUAAAACGUGCAAUCAUUUCAGCAAAGUCAUUAGCGUCAGCCGAUUGGAAAUAAAUUAUACGGCUGUUAAAAACAGCCUAUAGUCAAGUGCGUCAUGUUUUAAACGAACGCUGGUAAUAAAAAUGAUUUCUCUUGGGCAUGGUUUUUUUUUUUUUUUUUUUUUAACCAAAUUUAAAUGUUUUUUCACCGCCUGAAAGGCGACAGCAGCGUAGACCGAGUAAUUAAAAACCAUUAAACAAUUUAUUAAUAAUAAUAGGCGUUAAUUAUCGCUGUGCUGAAAAAAUUGAAACUGCAAACAAACAAAUCAAACGAGAACAUGUAUAAUACAUAUAGAUCAUUUUCGGGGCGCGAGUAACACUAAACUUCAAAGUCGUGGUUUUUGUGGUCUUUGAAUAACUGCUGACGCGAAAGAAAACCGUCGUGACCGCUGUUUGACAAGAAUGAAUAAAUCGUAAUAACCGAAUCGUAGUUUUAAAGUUUACAACAAGUACAAGUCCCUAUACAAAGUAUUAAAAAUCAUAUUACUCGUAUAAUAUUAUUUAUUGAGCGUUUUUCAUGUUAGUAUAUUAUUGUAACAUUACACUUAGGUUCAACUACGUAAACUAUUUAAUUUUGUUUUAAAAUUCUCAACUUCGUUUGAACAUUAUAAUUUAUAUUUUCUAAUAUUACCUUUGUUCAACCGAACGAGCAUGUGUAUUAUGGUAAAAAUGUCGUGGAACCCGACAGAAAAGUUCAGAAUAACUGGAUAUAUUAGCACGACAAUGACGUGCGUAGAUAAUUUAAUUUCUAACCGAUAUUUUAAACGGGUACCCGAGAAAAUAUGUGUACGUUUCCGCAACAUAUAUUAUAUUAUUUACAGAAUAAAUGAUGUGUUAAAUAAAAUGUAUAACCAUCGUUUGAUUAUUUUUGUUGGGAAACCUGUUAAAUUUUCAAGCAUGUCUGACAAUUUUGUCUACAGAGUAACUAUCGAAUAAAAAUUACGUAAAGAACUUGCAAAAUUAAAAUGUCUAUAAAUAGCUCAAAAUUGGCUUAGAUGUUUUGAAAAUUGAUCACGUCCAGAAAAGACAAAUAUAAGUUUUCUGUUUUAUCUGUCAAAUUUCGGUUUCUGCAAAUAUUUUUAACUGAAUUAUAAUAAAAAAAAAAAAAUUUAAAUAAUAAAAGAAUUAUUUUCACAAAUUUUUCCGUUUACCCUACGUCUUUACCCGAUUAUUAUGAAAGCCGAUUAGAAAAUCCAAAAAAAAAAUCACCUUAAAGUACCAAAUAGAUAAAAUUUCCUUUACAUGAUGGAUAUAUCGGAAAAAAAAAAUAAAUAUCAUUGUAAAACUAAUACAUUUCUCGCUACGCUCCGAAUCUAAAAUCUGUUGAUUUUUUACACAAAAUCUUGUCGGGUCGCAGGGGUAAAUAAAGGAAUUUGAAAAACCGUAAAAGUAUAAACCACAAAAUUAAACGAAUUCAAAUUUGUUAAGGAACUUUUAUAUUACGCAUUUGGCAAAGUGUUUCUUGUCGUUCAAUUUGGUAUUUGGAUCUAUAUGGAAUAAUAUAAAACUGUAAUAAUAUGGACUGUGCACGUCUCCCAACAUUGUUUAAAAGACAUAACCAACAUCUGAGUUUAUCACAGGAUAAUAUUGUAAUAUAUACUGUAUAUUAUUUUUUUCCACAAUCACGUUUGUUUUAAAAUCACUCUCUCCCCCUCUUUCUAUCGACUUUUUUCCAUCGAUUCUUUUCUCGUUCUGCCGGUGGUCCAUUUCUCAAUAUGUCUACGGUCCAGACUAUCGCCCAACGUAACCACUUUGCCGUUUCUCUGUUCGCAGCUGAACGCGUUCCGGAACAUGCGCAUGACAACGCCCGAAGAGUGUUGCUCGGACCCGCACGGUGGACCACAGCUGGUCAACAACUACAGGCCACCAUUGCCGCUGGGCAACCGGGUUCUCAGGGAAUGCGGAGCCAUGUGAGGCCAUGCUGACCAUCCACCGUCUCGGGCCCGCCACCAGAGCGCUCCCUGGACGACGACGGCGAGACAUCACGAUAUUAUUAAUUUCUUUCGUUGUAUACAAAUCAAACGUCCGUCGUUUUUCUUUUCUAUUUAGAUUUUUAUUUUAUUUUGCCGGAUGUCGUGCUACACGCGUUCGCAGCUGCUGACUAUUAUAUUACACAUAUACGGUAGUCAUAUUAUCAUUAUUAUUAUUAUUAUUAUUGCUAUAAUAUUGUAUUUUCGUUACGAGAGGUAACAUGAAGUUUUGUACGCGUUUUUUUUUUUUUUAAUAUAAUAAAAUAUAUAUUAUAUUGCACAAAAUAACGCGACCGUCUCAUUUGAUGAUAAUAAUAACAAUAAUAUAAUUAUAAUACUAUUAUUAUUUACAAAUCAGUUCUCGGCUCGUUAUAUCGUUAUUCGUUCAACGCGCAUCGUUCUUUAUUUUUUUUUUUUUUAUUUCUAAUCGUCAAUUAUCGCAUACGUUUUAUUAAUCAACACUGCACGUGGGUCCACCGUUUUUACAUUAUUAUUAUAUACACGUUUGAUAUUAGUUUUUAUAAUAUUUAUACUUUAGGUUGAGUGAUGUUUUUUAAAUAAAUUAUAUUAAUUUAUUUUGUCUACCAUUCUAUAAUAAUAUAUUGUUCGUAUAAUAUUGGCUCGAUUUAUCUAAUAUUAUACUGUCCCGAUCAAAUCGUGUAUUUGUAUGAAAUAUUUUCCAAAUGAUACAAUAACAUACGCCAUAAAACAAUACGGUGUUUUAAUUUAUU
Cinara cedri is the source of this 38930-nucleotide messenger RNA. The record is from the annotation of a GenBank genome assembly. NCBI's taxonomy places the organism in Eukaryota, Metazoa, Arthropoda, Insecta, Hemiptera, Aphididae.